Molecule: messenger RNA, 527 nt
Organism: Saprolegnia diclina VS20
Lineage: Eukaryota; Oomycota; Saprolegniomycetes; Saprolegniales; Saprolegniaceae
Exons: 1
Coding region: 9-446 (145 amino acids)
Source: RefSeq, a predicted model, not a curated record
GUCGACCAAUGGCCUCCGACCGAGAAGCACGCAGCGCCAUGGGGCUCUCCGCGUGGAUCGUCAAAGGCCACCUACCGCCGCUCCCAGCGACAGUCAGCCGUGCGCGCCGUCUCUUGCCCGCGCCGCCACGCCACCGCCGGCCGCGACCGCCCAAGUCGUGCGUCUUCUCGCCUGCUCAGAACGCACAGUGGGCCGCCACACUGCGCGUGCUACACAUCUUCCGAGCGCUCUAUGGCCACCUCCGUGUGCCGCAGUCGUUUACGGUGCCUUCGCAUGAUCUGCGCUGGCCGCGCGAUCUCUGCGGCGCGCACGUCGGGCACAUGGUCAAGAACCUCCGCGCCCGCGCCAAGCACUGGGUCGGACCCGCCGCCCAGGAGCGCGUCGCGACGCUGGACGCGCUUGGCUUUGUCUGGGCGCUGCGUGCCCGUGGCCCCUACAACACCUAGUUGUUCUCAUUCUUCUAGUACGUGGCAGCGCCACGAGGCGGAACCGAGUUCGAAAAUACACUUAUACAUUUGCAUACGACA